This is a messenger RNA of Cercospora beticola, 1720 nucleotides long. It is a transcript of the gene MET17, whose product is annotated as bifunctional cysteine synthase/O-acetylhomoserine aminocarboxypropyltransferase MET17. Gene Ontology annotation, molecular function: pyridoxal phosphate binding; transferase activity, transferring alkyl or aryl (other than methyl) groups. Lineage: Eukaryota; Fungi; Ascomycota; Dothideomycetes; Mycosphaerellales; Mycosphaerellaceae. Gene Ontology annotation, biological process: transsulfuration. The record is from RefSeq and is a predicted model, not a curated record.
AAUUGACCCUGCACACAAACAAAUCAACAAAACUUUCUCACUCCGUCUUUCUCUGUUCGCUCCUACAUUGGAGAGAAAAAGGUCGACUUGUGCGCUUUUCUGUUGUAUGCCAAAGGCGAAAUCACGACUUACAUUAUUCACGGAACAGUUAUCGAAGAUGGCUGGACAAGAGCAGCAACCGCGAUUCGAGACCUUGCAAUUGCAUGCAGGUCAAGAGCCUGAUCCAACUACCAAGUCGCGAGCAGUUCCCAUCUACGCCACCACAUCGUAUGUCUUCAAUGAUUCCGCUCACGGCGCAAGGCUGUUCGGCCUUAAGGAAUUCGGCAACAUCUACUCCCGUAUCAUGAACCCGACUGUGGAUGUCUUGGAGAAACGCAUCGCAGCCCUCGAAGGUGGUGUUGCAGCCCUCGCCACUGCCUCUGGCCAAGCUGCUCAGUUCAUGACCAUUGCUGCUCUCGCACACGCUGGCGACAACAUCAUUUCGACCUCAAACCUCUACGGUGGCACAUACAACCAGUUUAAAGUGUUCUUCCCACGUCUUGGAAUUACAACCAAGUGGGUCAAUGGCGACAAGCCGGAAGACUUCAAGGGCUUGAUCGACGACAAGACCAAGGCGAUCUACCUCGAGACCAUUGGUAACCCGAGAUACAAUGUGCCAGAUUUCGAAGCUAUUGUGAAGAUUGCGCACGAAGCUGGCAUUCCAGUCGUGGUGGACAACACUUUUGGAGCUGGAGGUUUCUUCGCCCGCCCAAUUGAUCAUGGUGCGGAUAUUGUCGUACACAGUGCAACCAAGUGGAUUGGUGGCCACGGCACAACUAUUGGAGGUCUUGUCGUUGAUGCCGGAAAGUUCGACUGGGGUGCUCCAGCUGCUCGCAAGCGCUUCCCACAAAUGAGCGAGCCAUCCGAUGGCUACCACGGCCUCAAGUUCUGGGACACCUUCGGACCCAUCACCUUCAUCAUCCGCCUGCGAGUUGAAAUUCUCCGUGAUCUUGGAGCUGCGCUGAACCCGUUCGCCGCACAGCAAUUGAUUCUCGGUCUUGAGACUCUCAGUCUGCGUUGCGAACGCCAUGCAUCGAAUGCACAGAAACUCGCAACAUGGCUCGAGAACAACCCCAACGUCGCGUGGGUCAGCUAUCCAGGUCUUGAGAGCCACCCAAGCCACCAAUUGGCGAGAAAGUAUCUUCCACGCGGCUUUGGAGGUGUCCUGUCUUUCGGUGUGACCGGUGGAGGCGCUGCUGGUAGUCAGGUGGUCGAUGGUUUCAAGCUCAUUUCCAAUCUUGCCAAUGUUGGUGAUUCGAAGACUCUCGCAAUUCACCCAUGGACCACAACCCACGAGCAACUCAGCGACGAGGAGAAAAUCAACAGUGGUGUCACUGAGGAUCUCAUCCGUAUUUCCGUUGGUACCGAGCACAUUGACGACAUCAUCGCGGAUUUCGAGCAGUCGUUUGCACAGGCAGCUACGAAGCCUGGGCAGGGCCAAGACAAUAGUGGCGUUACAGGUAACCCCAACGCGCCAGGCGGAAAGCCAGUCGUCUAGGUCUACAAGAUGUAAUGAGCGAGUUCGUGAAAGAACUAGGUCUGGAAGAAGAGUUGUAUAUACCCGGUAUGAAGGUCCAAAAGAGGUCAUGUUCAAAUACGCCUUCCCACUCGAGUCUUGAUAUUGCCGAGGCGAUGAGUUCGUGUGCUGGGCGCACAUCUCAUCAGACUUUGUUGGCGUUGA